AGUUUUCAGCUUUUAUCUAGUUUAGGUAGGUACCUAAGGUAUUUAUGUGUAAGGUAGGUAUAUCUACGCUUCACCUUAUCCUGUAUAUUCUCAUCCGCAUUCGCCUCCGCUCCCCUCGUGUCUAACCUGCUUUGAUCAUCCCCAUAACUAUCUUAUUCCUACUUGAAAGACACACUGAAUUUACCUCCUAUUCAACUUAGAGAUGACUCUGAAAGUGACAAGCGCUGAGCGAUCUUGGCAAGUUCUUCGGGCCGGCGCUCGUAAUCUCCCAAAGCGUCCUAACAUCGGACAACCAGAACACUACGAUUCUCACGGAAAUAUUCAGUCCGCUGAGCUUGGAUCUACUUCGUCGAUGGAGGUGGGCGAAUCCCGACUAUCUGCACCUCGGACCUCACCGCGCUCUAUCGCGGGUUCGACUGCUUGGGUUCCUCUCCCAGUCGGAUUACCGGGUCUUCAGUAUGCAGACCGUGCUGACAACCUGGGUGCAUUCCUUCCGCUCAAAGCAGAGAGCCGGACUUUAGAACCCAGCGAGAUGUUAGCACUGCAACAGGCGACUACGAGCACAGAUCGCUCAACAGAACAAACCGAGGAUACUGCCCUCAGACUAGGUACAAUGGAGCAAGAUGCUGCUAUCUCCGGUUCUAAGAUGAAAAAUAAACCGAAAGCCAGUCUACAAUCGCUACCGGGAUCCCUUUAUCGGACCGCCGAAAUCGCCAAGCAAAAAUGGAAGCCUACCAAGAUGAACGCAACCAGAAGAGACGCAGCAGAGUCAGCCUUGGGGAUCAUCCCAUGUGGAAACCGCGAAGGGUCUAGAGGUGCUCCCCUAUUAGAUGGGAUUCGAGGUCUUUCCAACAGUACGGCACAUGGGAAAAUUGAGAAUGACGAGAAUUCGAAAGGUCACAUGGCAGAGCAGCAACCGGAGUCCAAAGAUAAGAAGUCAGGAAAUCAUACUGGGUUAUCCAACAAGCAUAUGUCAAACAUGAAAUCCGGCUCAAGCAUCCCAUCGAUCCCGUUUGCCUCGCUAACGAAAGAGCAACUCGAGUCGCAGUGCUUGGAACUCCGCGUUGAGGUCUUAGGGCUUAAAAUGCAGCUGCUUGAAAAGGCUGAGAUGGAACUUGCGAGCCAUAAUGCUGUAUCAGAGGCUCAUGUGAGCGAGCUCGGAAAGAAUCUUCAAACUCAGGAUUGGAUGAUAAAGGGAAAACGGAGAAAGCACAAGAUGGUCCACGACGCCGCUGAGCAACACCAAGCAAAGUUAGAUGAUGUGCGUUAUCGACCUCUUCGAGAGAGCAAGAUAAAACAGGCCAAGAAGGCGAAAGAAGAGAAAAGCAGCAAGAAGCAUCAGAAGGAAACCAUCACCAUUACGGGUAAAGACACUGCCUUGAGAAUGUUUUUCUACACAGUGGUAUUCAUGGCUAUGGGCAUCAUCAUGUUUCCGAUCGUCAUGCUGCUCAUGCUCUUUACAAACUGACCAUAUGCCUGUACAUAGCAAACCAAAGAUAGCUUCAUACCAAAUGUGAAUUUCUACAUAAGCAACUGCUCAGGCAAGUUCAUCUGACUUAAAACCGUGAUGUGGAUGUUUAAUGCUGCCAACAAAUGUAAUGACCUACAAUAAAUAUAGGUAGCAAUCACUAAUUAGGUACGUAUAAAGCAGUACGUACUGUACAUGUGAUCAUAUUAUUGACAAAGUCUAAAUGACUAAGGCUAGUGGGGCCGUCCCGAGCCAGUCAA
This is a messenger RNA of Daldinia decipiens, 1728 nucleotides long. RefSeq lists its product as uncharacterized. The transcript is spliced from 2 exons. The record is from RefSeq and is a predicted model, not a curated record. The coding region runs from base 203 to 1468 and encodes 421 amino acids. NCBI's taxonomy places the organism in Eukaryota, Fungi, Ascomycota, Sordariomycetes, Xylariales, Hypoxylaceae.